This is a messenger RNA of Toxorhynchites rutilus septentrionalis, 1518 nucleotides long. RefSeq lists its product as uncharacterized. NCBI's taxonomy places the organism in Eukaryota, Metazoa, Arthropoda, Insecta, Diptera, Culicidae. Bases 1 to 1518 code for a protein of 505 amino acids. The record is from RefSeq and is a predicted model, not a curated record. The transcript has a single exon.
AUGGAGGAACAGCAGCACAUGGAGCAAAAUGCGGGAAUCAAUGCACCCGGUUUCAUUCCUCAACAAAAUGGACACCCAACACAGCAGCAGCAGCAACAACAACAACAUCAUCAUGGGAUGCCAUCACACUUUUCACCUCCACAAGGACCAACCUUCCAGCAGCCUGUUUCUACCGAUGCAAUCAUCGUGCAAAUUCUACAACAACUAAGACAGCAACAAGCUGUCACAAACCAACUUCUUCAGCGACAACAAGAAUCGAGCCAGUAUCAGCAAGGGUUCAUGCAACAACAAGAACUUUUAUUGCGGAACGCCAUGUCAUCAAUUCAAGUAAACGUUCCCCCGAAUCCAGAGGUUAUUUUAGAUUCACUAGCAGCGAACAUAAAGGAAUUUCUAUAUGAUCCCGAAAAUCACAGUACUUUCGCCGCUUGGUAUGCCAGGUAUGAGGAUCUUUUUGCAAAAGAUGCUGCGCGAAUAGACGAUGGAGCUAAAGUCAGGUUACUUCUACGGCGGCUAGGAACAAACGAACAUUACAGAUACAUCAGUUUUAUUCUGCCGAGUGUACCGAAAGACUUUACGUUUGCAGAUACGAUAAGCAAAUUGAAAGCACUAUUUGGAAGCAGAGAAUCAGCAGUCAAGAAGCGAUAUUCUGCUCUUACAGUCACAAAAACAUACCUCGAAGAUUACGUUACCUACGGUUGUCGAGUAAAUAAAAUGUGUGUGGAGUUCGAGCUUUCGAAAUUAUCGGAAGAGCAAUUUAAAUGCCUGAUCUUCGUGUGCGGGUUAAAAUUAGAGUGCGAUGCAGAAACAAGAACAAGAUUGUUAACCAGAAUAGAGGAUAAUAGUGAUGUCACAUUAGAGUCUUUAAUGGAAGAAUGUCAGCGACUAAUCAAUUUGAAAAGUGAUGCAGCAAUGAUAGAAGGCGUAGGAGGUCAAGUUCAUGCAAUCAAAAGAAAUCCAGCGUAUCGAAAUCUAACAAGGCGACAGCACUCCAGUGAACAAACUAAAAAUCAUCCCCAACGCAAUUUCCAUGGAUCAUCUGGUCCCAAAACUCCGUGUUGGAACUGCGGAGCGAUGCAUUACUCCAAGUAUUGUAAAUUUCGGAACCAGCGAUGUACAGAAUGCAAGCAGCUGGGGAAUAAGGAAGGGUAUUGUUCUAGCGCGAAACGAUCUUCGAAGAAACCAAGUCAACGGAACGAGAAACACUAUACCAACACCAUCACAUUAUCCGUCGACUGCGUUCGAGGUAAACGUCGUUAUGUGUGGAUAAAAAUUAACGGAGUAUCAACGCGUCUACAAUUAGACACUGCAUCGGACAUAACAAUUAUAUCCGAGGAAGUUUGGCGGAAUAUUGGCGAACCAAAAGGGAAAUCAACAAUGCAAAAAGCCAAGUCAGCAACAGGUGAGCGGUUACCUCUCCUAUUGGAAUUCGAUUGUGAAGUCAGCCUCAACGAAUCAACAUGUAGCGGUCAAAUAUAUGUCUCCAGACCCCGCUUAACCUCCUGGGAAUCGACAUCAUAG